Messenger RNA from Pocillopora verrucosa, 1951 nucleotides. Its product is annotated as interferon regulatory factor 2. Lineage: Eukaryota; Metazoa; Cnidaria; Anthozoa; Scleractinia; Pocilloporidae. Gene Ontology annotation, biological process: regulation of transcription by RNA polymerase II; immune system process. Gene Ontology annotation, cellular component: nucleus. The record is from RefSeq and is a predicted model, not a curated record. Gene Ontology annotation, molecular function: RNA polymerase II cis-regulatory region sequence-specific DNA binding; DNA-binding transcription factor activity, RNA polymerase II-specific.
UUUGAGAACCCUAAAACGUCGGUAGAGUAUCCUCGGCGAAACGACUGACGAAAGACCCUUUGCGCUUCAACUUAAAAGCGAAACCGAAUUUUAAAUCCGCUGAAAUUUUUAGUUUUAAAACUUGAUGUGAGCUAGUACUGGAAGAAAAAGCUAUUGCCAUUCAUCUUGAUCGGGAGAAAAAAAAUUGGCCUUCGACUUUAAAGUCGUUUCCUCUAAAGCGAAGGAGGGAGGGAGAGAAGGAGAAAAAAAAUAUGCACGAUUACAGCAAACUGUCGGGAACGAGAAGAAUGCGUUUCCGAGAAUGGUUGAUCAGCAAACUCGAUAGUGGAGAAAUUACCGGAGUGCAGUGGCUGGAUAAACGGAGAGGAGUCUUCAAAAUUCCUUGGAAACACGGUUCUGGUCGAAACUGGUGUCCAACAGAUGCUAAUAUAUUCAAAGAAUGGGCAAAACAUUCUGGGAAGUUUGUGGAAGGCAGAGAUAGAGCGGAUCCUUGUAAAUGGAAGACAAACUUUAGAUGCACUUUAAAUGCUCUUCCCGAUUUCGAAGAAAUUCGACAGCAAAGCAUUCCGCGUGGCCCUGAUGCCUACAAGAUUUACAGGUUGAACAAGAAACAAACAGAUCUUGUGAAGAAGGAAGAAAAAAAGACUGAGGUACUUGGGUCAUUUGAAAGAGUAAUAGUUGAGAUGGUGGAUGACAUGUUGAAUUCCCCCGGCGAUGCUAAAUCUGAGGAGAAACCUAUGGUAGUUCCUCGUGCAAACUCAAACUUCCCAGCGUUCGAGAGUCUUGUUGCAAGCAAGUGCAAUCAGGAAGGGACUCGACUUCUUCCCCAUGAAUUGUAUUUGGCGGCUUGGAAUGCCCUAGCUGUCGAUAUGCACGACGAAAAACAAAGCGCAACUUCUGAAGACGAAUUUGUUGACGUUGAAAAUGUCUCGGUUGAAAACGGAGAAAUCAGCAGCUAAGGAGUUCAACCUUCUCUCCUAGAGAGAUGUCUGAAAUCGUCCGUGUAAUCAGUGUCAUAAGUUUUGAAAGCAAGUCAAAAACACGUUGAAGGACUCGGUAACCAAAAGAAAACUUCUCAUUGUCCCCUCAGUGGAGACUGGGAGGGAGAAAGUCAAAUACCGGGUGGUUUCAUGUCUAGGUAAGGUACAAGAACAAAAGUUAUGUACAUAGAGUUAUGUUAAUAUCUUGAGUGUAAAUAAUGUUAUGGGUUGCGUGCACUUGUGAAAUACUGGUAGGUUAAGAUUAUACUGUAUGUAGUUUGAAGUGGUACAGAAAAAGUUCGAAGUAGCGCUACUAAACGUAUAGUUCAUAAAAUGACAACUGGCCCUUUGAAUCGGGGGAGGGCCAAAGUUUACCACUGAAAUUUAUGACUGAUCUUGCCUCGUAAAAAUUACAAACUUAUUUCACAAAGAGCUUCUUGGAAAUUCCAAUCUUCCAAGACGACUGCCACCAGAGGAGAACUCCUGUUACCCCCCGGGUAAUAGGAAACUGCGUCUAUAAUAAAGCAACCCAAAGAACUGCCAGCUAAUGCACCUUCUAGGUCGAAAGGGAACUUUGAAAUUAGUUUAAUGAACAAAACCACUAAACUAACCCACUGAUGCAGAAGUCCGUUGUAACCAGUUCACUUCAUAACGCUCGCUUGGCAAGAUUUUAGGUUGAACUGUAAUUCCGCUUCAAAGAUUCAUAUGCAGACUACACAAGGAUAAUUUUUAGUGUUCCAGUCACUAGUAACACCUUCCCAUUUUCAUAGGCAAGAAUCUUAUUAAGUCUACCUAUUUCUAACAACUUAGGUUUUAGAAUAUUUGUAAUAAUAAGGGUUUAUGAUAGGUCUUCGUCACGGAGUUGGCUACUUCUUUUUCGUGCCGUAAGAACAAUAACAAAAAAAAAUGAAGUUGAUAAGAACUGUAAAAUUUAUCUCGUGUUUUAAGUGAAUAAAGGCUUGACUCGAAAA